Molecule: messenger RNA, 858 nt
Organism: Prunus armeniaca (apricot)
Lineage: Eukaryota; Viridiplantae; Streptophyta; Magnoliopsida; Rosales; Rosaceae
Source: the annotation of a GenBank genome assembly
AUGAAUGGAAGCAUUAACUGUAUAUGGAUUAAGAUCCGACUAGACCUAAGAGGCCUAGAGAUGUGGAUACCUCAACUUGGAGGCAUUAGCCAAGAUAGCAUUCACCGGAUGGCAAAAGAUGGAAGCUUUGGAUCAUUUGAUCAUGUUCCUGUGCCUACUUGUGAAUCUUGUCUAUAUGGCAAAAUGAUAAAUUCUCCUUUCACUGGUAAAGGAGAAAGAGUUACAGAACUAUUGGGAUUGAUCCACUUAGAUAGUGCCUUCCAAAAUCCGUUCCACAAACUCCAUUCGAAAUGUGUUUUGGAAAGAAACCAAGUCUUUGAUUAUAUCAAGAUUUGGGGUUGUCCAGCGUAUGUCAAAUUACUAUAUGCGGAUAAACAAGAUGCAAGGAAAUGGGAAUAUGAGAUAGAACUCAAGGAAUUGUCCAAUGAGCUAGAAAACAACACUGAACUAAAUGCAAUCCUAGAUCCACAACUGGUUGUAACACAGACUCCAUGUAGUUCUAGUAGGGAUAUCAAAGACCCUUUGAACUACAAUGAGGCAAUGUCAUACAUUCACUCACAAAAAUGGCUUGGAGCCAUGAAAUCCGAAAUGGAUUCUAUGUAUACCAACCAAAGGAAGAUAGGCUCAGAUGGGAAAGUAGAAACCUACAAGGCAAGGCUAGUAGCAAAGGGCUACAAGCAGAGAGAAGGGAUUGACUAUGAAGAAACCUUCUAUUCUGUCACCAUGACAAAGUCUAUUUGGAUUUUUCUUGCAAUAGCUGCAUACCAUUAUUAUGAGAUUUAUCAAAAUGGAUGUGAAGACAGCUUUUCUAAAUGGCCACCUUCAGGAAGAACUAUACACGAAAGGCUUCAUUUCUAA